AUGGACCGACCCCCAGAAGAGAACGUCUUGUGUCCCAAGAACAUACAAUGGAUCAAAGAGUGCCUUGCAGAAAGUGUGGACACAGGUGAUCCACGGGGACAAGAUGCUGGGGAUCUGCAUCGUUUGAAAUACCUGCCGUUGCGUCUAUUGGAUUUGAUGCCCGAUGGAGAUUAUGAUUGCAGGCUCGUCACAACCGACUCAGAAACACUUCCGCCUGACACCAAGUACUUGGCUCUGAGCUAUUGCUGGGGCAGUCCUGAAGAUGCAGAAACGCAGUUCAAAACUGAAUCUAGCUCAUUCAGUGAUCGGAAACGCGGUUUCAUGGAUGAUCAAGUACCAUCAGGUAUCCGAGAUGCUUUCAAGGUAACGAGAACGUUGGGUAUACGAUACCUAUGGGUGGAUGCAUUGUGCAUUCUUCAAGGCGACAUGGAGGACUGGGAAAAGCAAUCGGCGCAGAUGGCAAAGAUAUUCCGGGGCGCAUUCGCUGUUAUAUGCACAGCAGGCUCAGAUUCGUGUCACCAGGGAUUUCUUGAAAGGAACAUGGAUACAGCCUGUAUCCGAUUCCAGUCACGAAUUAACCCAGCUAUACAUGGUCACUACAACAUACGAUGGCGCUCUGUUAUUUUAAACCAGUACGAUGCCAACCUGGACACCAAUGGGACAGACAUAUGGAAAUGUCGGUGGGGAACUCGUGGAUGGACUUUCCAGGAAGAAAACCUGGCACAACGAGCCAUCAUAUUUGGCAAGACGAAAAUACACUACAGAAGAACGACGCUGUUGUGGACCGAGAAUCAAAAACCACUGCCAAAUUAUACAAACCUAGAAUACAGCAGCGCUUCAAUCCAAAAGCUCGAUGACACUGCGAUUUCGGGUUGGCUUGAACAUCUCCAAGGCUUUUUCGGGCGGCAAUAUACCAACUCCCAAGAUGUGCUGCCGGCAAUUUCUGGAUUUGCAGCACUUGCCUCAAAUGGCGACUCUAGGAACUAUCUCGCAGGUGUUCGCAAGCCACAUCUGCACCGCGAUCUCAUUUGGUUGUUACGCUUUGGGAGAACGGAUAAGUCAUCACUGCUCUUAUCGCUGCAAACAUGUGAUCCAUACAUAGCACCGUCAUGGAGCUGGGCGAGCCGUCAACAAGGUGUAGUGGUGGGGGGCUUCUUGGAACAGUUUUUUCUUCAUGCGCUCCCUACCGAUGUGAGGAGGGAAUACAGUUAUGUAGAAACCCAUGUGUCAGUGGUGGGCCAUAACCCCUAUGGCCGAGUGUCACAGGGGAGACUGAAGUUUUCUGCAGUGGUUGUACGACUGUCGCAAAGGCUGAGUUCACCGCGGAAUGCGUGGGAUAUGCGCGAGUAUAAUGACGAAGACUUUUAUGCUCGAAUCGUACUGGAUUGGAAAACAGAGGAUACCGAACCCGGAGCAGCUGAUGAUCUUUUCUUUAUGCUCCUAGGAAGCUUUGAGCCGAUUGAUAUUGACAGCGAAAUCGGGAGCGAAUCUAGCAUAAGUGAUCACGGGGAUAAAGGCCAGGGUCGCAUGCGCUUGCUUGUCCGUAUGGAUGUCGUCCCGCAACCAAAAUUCAAAGGCGGGGAUGAUGAGGAUGAUGAGGAUGAUGAGGAUGAUGAGGAUGAUGAGGAUGAUGAGGAUGAUGAGGAUGAUGAGGAUGAUGAGGAUGAUGAGGAUGAUGAGGAUGGGGUAUACACAUCCGAUCAAGGUGCCAGCACGGCUGCACUUAUUUCGAGUUCCGAUACAUCAUCUCCUAGUCCGCAGGCAGUGUCUUCCGACAGCACUGCACGAGAAGAAGGCGCCAGACUGCCAGUGGAUGACGAUCCCCCAGGGUCAGACUUCUCCGAGGACGCAUGCCAGGGCAGAAUGGCUUAUGGCAUUAUCAUUCAUCCAGCCUUAGAACCGGGCGAGUUCUACCGGGUUGGCGUAUGGGCAGCCCCUGAAAGAAACGGGAGCGGGGGUCUCUACUACUUUCGUGAUCGUCAGGAAUCGACAUUGACAUUGGUUUGA
Pestalotiopsis fici W106-1 is the source of this 2007-nucleotide messenger RNA. RefSeq lists its product as uncharacterized. Bases 1 to 2007 code for a protein of 668 amino acids. The record is from RefSeq and is a predicted model, not a curated record. NCBI's taxonomy places the organism in Eukaryota, Fungi, Ascomycota, Sordariomycetes, Amphisphaeriales, Sporocadaceae. The transcript has a single exon.